Messenger RNA from Centruroides sculpturatus (bark scorpion), 1885 nucleotides. RefSeq lists its product as uncharacterized. NCBI's taxonomy places the organism in Eukaryota, Metazoa, Arthropoda, Arachnida, Scorpiones, Buthidae. The coding region runs from base 63 to 1292 and encodes 409 amino acids. The record is from RefSeq and is a predicted model, not a curated record. The transcript has 4 exons.
UUUAUAAAUCUGAUAUUUUCCCCCUCGAUAAUCAUUACUAGAAAAGCCAUUAACAAAGCAACAUGAUAAAAAGGAUUAAAAAAUUAUUAAUUCGUCAUCGGCUAUUUAAAACAGAAUUUUUGAAUGCGUUGAAAAACCCAGAAGCAGCAAACUGUACUUAUUGCGUUCUAAAACCAUUGCUGGACUUCCAAACACCACUUGGAUUUUGCGCUAUAAAUCCUUGUCACCAUCACAUUAAUUAUCUAUUUCGAAAUCGUUUUCAUAAUAUACGCCAUUAUUUGAUCAUUGUAAUAUGUUGGGCUGUUGCUGGACUGAUAACAUUUUCUCCAUUUUUAGACGACGAUCCCGAUUUUCAUUUAUUCAAUAUAUAUAUGCACGGAAACGUGAACGAAUCUGGAAGAAUAGCAUGCAUAUCGGGAUUGUAUAUUUUCUUAACAGUCGAAUUAACGUACUUUUCAACUAUGCGUAUUACUUUGCCAAAAGAAUUUGAUAAAAUAGCAGGAAUUCUGAUCUAUAUUAUGCCAAUUGCGAUUUAUAUAACGUUAGUAAUUUUGUCUACAAUGCCACCGAUAUGGUUAUAUUAUAAUUGUUCUACUACUUCGAAUAAGUUUAUGUGGAAAUAUGUACUGGCAAAAACGUUAGCGGGCGCAUUUUACGUUUAUAUCGUAAGCUAUUUCUUAAUAGUUGUGGAAAUAAUAACCAUAAGUAUUGUUUUCUUAAUUCUAAGUUUUCGUAAGAUUGUCGAUGAUCUUUCUAGCCAUGUUCAGAACGAAAAUACGUAUAAUUUUCUUAGAGAAAUCGAUCGAAGACACGAAGAUCUUUCUCGAUUUAUUUACAAUUUAAAUCAUUGCUCUAACAAUGCAAUUGGGAUAGGAUACUUCUUUUCCUUGGGAGAAAUACCUUUGUUGCUUUAUCUGUCCUUUUUCCAAUCUGAUAUACUGGAAAAUGUUGAUAUAAUCUCAAUACUAUUUAUUUUUCUCUUUGUAUUUUCGUUAUUUGCAUUUAUAGGCGGAGAAAUAGAAAAUGCGGUCAGAACGCCAUUCCAUGUUAUUUCUGUGUACGUUCGAAGUCCAUUAACUUUAGUUCAAAAAAUGAAGAUAUUGUGUUUGAUGAAAAGAUUAGGUGGUUCUCCCAUUACCGUUACAUGUAUGGGAUUUUUUACUAUUAAUAAAACAUUCAUGUACAGGGCAUAUAAAGCUCUUUCCUCAACAUUCACUACAUUAUUAGAAAUCCAGACAUCAGAAAAGCAGUGUGUUAAUUCAACGAAGGAAAUAUGGAAAAAAUUAUUUUGAAUAUUCAUACAUUUCUUGUGUUAUUAAAUAGAAUGAUUUUACUGUAUUUUGCAAAUAGAUUUAAAGUGUAACUUUGGAAUAUUCACAAGGCAGCAUACUGUAUAAAAAUGUGAUGCAAAAUUUUCAAAUUUAAAUUUAGAAGAUAGAAUUUAAAAAUUAGAAAAAUAAUUUUAUUUGUAUAAAUAUUUUGAUAAUUAUCUUAUUGUGUAAAAUUUAACCAAAUGUUGUAAAAUAUGAUCAAUGUAUCAAUGUGACUGUCUUAAUACAUUUUAUGAAACUGCUAUGAAUAAUGUGAAGAUUUUUGAAUGAAUUGUGGUCUGUUGACUGUGUAAUUAGGUUGUAUAAUUUUAUAUAUAAAUUUUAUACAACCUAAUUACACAAACUACAACAGUUUUAAAAUAGGUUUCAUUUUGCAUUUUGUGUGUACCAUAAUCUCAUGAAAUUGUCUUCAAACAACAAAUAAUAAACAUAGAAUUCAAAAAUUUAAAGGAAGCCUGAUUCUAAAAAGUUGUCAUUUAGUUUUUAAGUACAUUUUUUUGACAAAAUUUAAUACCACCUAAAAUAUAACACAAAUAUGAAAGUUUUAAUGAAGA